AUGUCCCUUCCAGUUUCAGAUGCAGUUACUCCUACCACAAAACACACAGUUGAAGUCGAUGUCCAUCUGACUACUGAACAUCCCCAUCAUUUGGAUUUUUCAACCUCACAAGGAGGUGCUCAAGAGGCAGAUGAAUUCUAUGACGAAGUUGAAGUAGAUGCCAAUAUGUCUCCUGAUCAUCCCUAUGACUUUGAGAAAAAGAGACUGCAAAAGGAAAAGCAGAUUUCAGUGGAUCCUAUAUCCUUGCAAGGAUCAUCAAUGGAAAAGGCAAGCUUUAAACUAAUGUUGCCACCUCUACCACCUGCAAAAGGGUUCUUAAGUUGCAGCCUUCCAAACUCAGCCAAUUCAUCUCCUCGAUUUAACUCAGCUCCAUUGAAGAAGAAAUCAAGGGACGGAAGCAAAGCAAAUCCUAGGCAAGUCUGUAAUCUGGCACGCCAGCACUCGGCAGCAGAUGAUCAUGUGCUCACCCCCCUGCAACGAGAGACUUACUUACGAAGGAGCAAAUCGUGCUAUGAAGGAAGAGCGCGUGCAUCAGCAGAUGAUUUUGAACUUUGGUUGACUAAACCAAAUUCUAUUGAAUAUGACAACAAGAAUGAUAUCAGCUUUUCCAAAACUGAACCCAACAAAGAUAGUCAUAAGACUACAAGGAGCAUGGACGGUGGUGAUGAGGAAUUCAAAUGUGGUGCUUUGUGUCUAUUCCUGCCAGGCUUUGGUAAGGGAAAGCCAGUGAGAGCAAAGAAGGAAGUAGUAGAUAUCGAACAUGUGGUGAAUAUUGAAAAUGUGAUCUCUAGGAGAGUUUCCUUGGAAAAAUUUGAAUGUGGGUCUUGGGCUUCAUCAGCCAUAACACAUGACAGUGAAGAUGACUCUAAGAGUCUCUACUUUGAUCUGCCACUGGAGUUGAUCAGAACCAGUGUUAAUGAUGCACACUCACCAGUUACAGCAGCAUUCUUCUUUGAUAAUGAUAAAAAAGGGGUUCUCAAGAAUGGCUCCGCAAGAUCAACAGCCAAGAAAUCAGAUGAAUCGCCGCGCCAUGUUCGAUUCUCUCUAUCAUCCCCUAGAUCACACCCUACCUCACCGGCUUCUUGCAUUACACCUCGUUUGCGCAAGGCAAGGGAGGAGUUCAAUGCCUUCUUAGAAGCACAGGGUGCUUGAAAUGUUCUAACUUGUUUUG
This is a messenger RNA of Quercus lobata, 1171 nucleotides long. RefSeq lists its product as uncharacterized. Gene Ontology annotation, cellular component: chloroplast thylakoid membrane. The transcript has a single exon. NCBI's taxonomy places the organism in Eukaryota, Viridiplantae, Streptophyta, Magnoliopsida, Fagales, Fagaceae. Bases 1 to 1152 code for a protein of 383 amino acids. Gene Ontology annotation, biological process: photosystem I assembly; response to photooxidative stress. The record is from RefSeq and is a predicted model, not a curated record.